AUGAUUGUAGUGUUCGUUGUAGACACUUCACCGUCUAUGGGUCGCCCCGCAAUGGGUGAUUCGGGGCUGUCGCGGCUGGAUCUAGCCAAGCAAGCCGUUGAAGAUCUUUGUCGUCAGCUUCGCAAGCGACAAAUAGAGCAUCACCGCGUGUUGCAAGAACAGUCACAAGCGGUUCAGCGAUCGUUGAUCAACCUGGGGUUGGAUUGCACGACCCCACAUUCAUUUUUGCUUCUAUCAACAUCUCGCCAGCAUCCGGAUACGGCUACUUGUGCGGCAGGGGGUCGUUUGUUGGUGGGCUUCAGCGAGGGAGCCCCCGAACGACUUUCGGCUACGGAAUCUUCAUCAUCGAUAAGCGCUGAUAUACCUCCCUUGAUGCAGCUACAAACACAUAUGGAGACUUUUCAGCGUGAGCUUAAAGGUUUGCAAGCCGCAAAGUGGGAUCCUUCACAUAGCCCCUUUCCGGAUGGUGCGGGUGGGGCUUCCGGGUUGAACUCUGCACUUUCUUCCGGGCUGCAACUAUUGUCGCGUUACCGGUUGCAGAAUCGUCAGACAGAGAAUUUCGGUAUGGGCCGUCUCCCUUCUACAUCACUUGUGAUGCCUAAUGGCGCACCAGCCACAGCAGCACUCCAACCAGCGUGUUUGGUUUUAGUUACGGAUGGAGCUUGCCUACGGCAGCCGCCGAAAUUAGGGGGCGGUUCAUUGCAACUUCAGUACGGAUCGCAGCCAUUACGAGAAUUUUACACCGAGCCCUUUCGAUGGGAUCAACGAAUCUUUUGCUUAGGCGUUGGAAGUCGCCCAGGCAUCACAGGUUCGCAGUAUUUACACCCUCAGCUGCGGGCUCUUUGCGAAGUCACAGGAGGAGCACACUGGAUGGUUCGAACGUCCACCGCUUUGCAUGCAGUGACUGAGUCUAUUUUACGACGGAUUAGUCCACCCUUACCGCGAGAGCUUCCCUUACCGGAUCCUCUUUCUUCACAAGAAACAAACACCCACGCAACGCAAGCUGCAUCGGUCCUCGGAGCUUUACCUGGUGCGUCGUAUGUGAACGGGGGUCCGGUUUGCUGCUUUCAGGGUAUUGAAUCCGAUGAGCUCGGUCGUCCUUCGCCUAAACUACGAGCUAUGUUGAUGUAUGUGUCGACAAUGGCAACGAUUGGGGCAGAAGCUGAGGCACCAAUUCUCAGUCCGCCUCUAUGGUGCAUUCCUGAAUCUUUUUUUCCAAGCAAGAAGCUCGACUCACUGCCACCCCGGCCUGCACAGCCUUUGCUCUAUUUUAGCAAGUACCCUUCCAACCUUGGGCUCAAAAGUUUUGAACCGUUGCACGUCAUCAAAAUGCUUAAUCGAUUGGACCAGACACUUGCUGCAAAUCGUAAAGCAAUGGCGCAGACCGUAAAAAGUCUUCAUCGAGAUGUUUAUAUUUGCGAGUGGCUUGGGCAAGAAGGAGGGAAACCGGUGCAAGUCAACAUCAGCUCUCGGCAAGAGUUUUUUCCUGUAUUUGUUGCUGGGGGCAAGCCCUUGUCAGAAGACGGAGAAAGUUACUUAAAUAUUGGUAUUCUACAUGUACCAACUACGAACUCGGCUGUAACUGAGUCGGCCAAGCCAACUCGACUGGUAACAUUGACUUUGCUACCGCCAGACCCACAUAUUCUCUUGCCAUUGCUGAUCCGAGCUGUCGACGUUGAAAACCGAUUUCUUAGCAAGAUGCAGAGCAAGGUGAAUGACGCGGUGAGUGUAAGAGCACCAAUCAGCAAAACGCUUGUUCCUAUGGACGAACAAUGGAGAAGCGAGUUUAAGGGUUAUAUGUUUCGGGUGCCACCAUACUAUCAACAUGCCCUUCGGCGUUGUUUGCGAACCAUUUUGCCGUCCAGUGUGCAUUCCCUGCUAAAUGCAGAUUCCGUUGAGUCUAUUACCUUGCAGUGCUUUUCUACUGUUUGUCUUCAAAAAAUCCGAAAUGGGGAGCAAAUUGCGAGAGACUAUAACGAACGAUUGGAGAGGCAGGAAGAGAAUCUAAGGAAGCGAGGAGGCAUUCAGCUUGAUUUCGGCCAUCGUAACGAACGACUGGUCAUUCCGAGGUAUGGAAACUAUGAUUCUCGCACAAGCAUCGAGAGUUAUCUAUCCGCCCUCCGAAAUAUGCCAGCCCCGUGGAAAGUCAAGACCGGCGGACUGAAUGUACACGGAUCCAAGUCAGAAAAGCUGACUUGCGUACUGUCGCAAGAGAUAGUUGUUGGUAAAGACGAGCCUCAAAAAACGGCAAUCGAUGCCCUUGGUGGUCUCCCGGUUACUUGUUUAAUGGCGUAUUACGAAUCGAGACGAAAAUGGCUUUUCGGAGGAACUGGGUUGUCGACGAGGGGAGUGCAUGUGGAAGGAGUAAACAAUGGUGGAAGCAAUUCGCAGAGAUGCCAUUCCAUUCCUUCUAAAGAAGAGCCCUUCCUACUUGCAUUAGCCGGUGUUGGUGUCUCAAUGCUCAACCAGACAACAACAACCAAGAUGGGAGACUACCGAGAGCGACUUCUUUUUUCUAAACCGCCGGUGGUGGGGUACGGCUCGAACGACUUUGCAGGUGUCGCGGCAACCACUGCUACAGACGGUUCUCCAAUGUGGUCGGUUGAUAAUGAUGCAAUGCCCAUGCCUUUCUUUGACGAGAAAACUGGUGAAUUUAUUGAUUCUGUGCAAGCUCGUAUGCGCACACGUCUCAUGGUGAACUUCGGAAAUCCCUAUAAAGAAAAAAGGGCAGAUUCCCUUAUUCCCGAAAAAUAUCAAUCUCAAUCUCCUUCCAUUAAGCAGCGCAUCGAGGGGGGACCUAAUGGUAGAAUCCCUCGUGUUGCGCCAGGCUCGGCUCCGCCAGAAUCCUUUAAUUCGGUUGAGGAGGGUGAGGCAGUGUUCGUUCUCAAGUCGCCGUCGCGACAAUCACUGAAACGUGAGCAGCCUGGUGAGCCAAAGUCAGGGUCAGUUGUAAAACGAUCACGAUCUGAAUUUGGAAACACGAGGCAAAGGGGCCGUGCAUCCGCCCCCGCCCCCGCCCAACUCGGACAUAAGGCCAAUGGGGAAGCAGUCAACUGGAGCCUUAUCGGUACGCGUUUCCAUUGGAGUCCCUCCCAAACCUCCAAGUGUGAAAUCAACGCCAAUUACUGA
Phaeodactylum tricornutum CCAP 1055/1 is the source of this 3129-nucleotide messenger RNA. RefSeq lists its product with no specific name. The transcript has 3 exons. Gene Ontology annotation, biological process: snRNA 3'-end processing. The coding region runs from base 1 to 3129 and encodes 1042 amino acids. The record is from RefSeq and is a predicted model, not a curated record. NCBI's taxonomy places the organism in Eukaryota, Bacillariophyta, Bacillariophyceae, Surirellales, Neidiaceae. Gene Ontology annotation, cellular component: integrator complex.